This is a messenger RNA of Hirsutella rhossiliensis, 711 nucleotides long. RefSeq lists its product as uncharacterized. Bases 1 to 711 code for a protein of 236 amino acids. NCBI's taxonomy places the organism in Eukaryota, Fungi, Ascomycota, Sordariomycetes, Hypocreales, Ophiocordycipitaceae. The transcript has 4 exons. The record is from RefSeq and is a predicted model, not a curated record.
AUGGAAGGUUCCGACAUCAAGGAUCCUGAGCAGAUCUAUACCCUUUGCGUGCCGCCAGGCCAGUCCACCAUGUUUGUUCCCUGGAAAAGGCGCUGGAGGGAGCGACCGAUCUUUCGAGACAUCCAAGGGCGAGGCAAGAACUACGGAAAGGCACAGAAGCUCCUGGUUCGUCUCGGCCGCGCUCUGGGCUACGAGAAGCUUCUAGAGUGGUACGAUCUGCGCUGGGGAUCGGGAAUGAGGCUCAACAAGGCACUUACCGCCGAGGACCGUAACCAGAGCACGGGACAAACCCUCAGAGACUCGUCGACCUUCUUCAAGCUUUACGUGGUCGACCGACUAUAUCGAAGCCGGCUUCCAGAGAUCCGAUUUUCGCAUUCUGAGGGACGGCGAAGAAAUAGCCAGGCAGUCAAAGUAGAGUAUCAGCUUCCAGAACGGGCACGAAUCGCCAAGCUCCUCUUACAACUUGUCGAGGUCACCAGCAGCGAUAAGCUAUUCUGCAUUUGCAUGGAGCUUGUAAGGGCGCUGGCGGCUCUCUGCAAACUACAAGAACCUCCUCGACCGCGGCAACGCAAACAACCGGCGGAGAAGCCAAAGAAGCAGCCGCGCAAGGCUCCUUCUUCUGCACCAACAAAGUGCGUCCGGCCAGUCAUUGUCAGCGCGCUCGAAAACAGCCAUGUCCCCUGCGCAGACCACAGAGCCUACAUCCCUUGA